AUGUCGAUCCAGCCGCUGAUUACAUUCAAGGCGGGCCAGUGCGAUCUCUCUGGCAGCGCACCAAAUCUCAAGGUGAAGCCGCAGCAGACGCCAGGUUACGUCUACCUGUACCAAGGAGAUGAUGAAUUUGUGCACUUCUGCUGGCGGACCCGCGAAAGCGCCGUGGACGAUAGCGAAGUCGAUCUCAUCAUGAUCCCCGGCGAUGGAUCGUUCAUACCGUACACAGGCAGUGAGGCAGCUGCAGAGUCGGAAAACGUCCGCUCACCUACAGAUGGCCGUAUUUUCGUCCUCAAGUUCUCCUCCAGCUCACAACGUUACCUCUUCUGGUUGCAAUCCAAGUCACAGCACCCCCGCAGCGACGCUAGCUGGUUCAGCCCUCGGGAUCUCGCCAUCGGACAGAUCGUCGAUAGGCUCUUGAACGGCGAGGAAGUAGAUGUCCAGACCGAACUCGCCGUAGCCGCAAGCCAGAACCCCGAUGAGGACGAGACGAUGGAGGAUGCCGAUGACCAGGCUGCCAACCGAAACCGACACGGUAGCACCGGCGGUGCAGGAGCGGGAGCCACAGGAGGUGACAUCCGAGAAGAGGGUGAGGAAUCACGAGAAGGCGGUGCUGAUGGCGGCCGAGCAGCGGCCGCAGGAUCGAACGACGCCUCCGCCAUCGUCCAGAACUUCCUCCAGUCCCUCAAGCCCGGUGGAUCUGGAAGCGCAUCAAGUGGCUCCGACGACCCCUUCACAACACUUCUCGAUCUCCUAUCUCCACCCAACACCCUUCCGGUCAUUGAUAAGGCGCCCGACGAGUUCAUCGACGCUCUCUGCGCACAACUCCCCACUACGCUCUUCCUUAUUGAAGCCGAAGUCGACGACGUCGCCGACAUUGAUCCCGAGUCGGAAACCGCACAAGCUGUACUCCUUUCUCUUGGUCAAGAAGAAAAGCGCGAUGUGUUGAAGAGGGUGGUCACAAGCCCACAGAUGAGACAGAGUUUAGGCAGUCUCACGGUGGCGCUCAGAGAUGGAGGGCUGCCGAACGUGAGCCAGGCCCUCAAGAUUGAUGUCCAAAAUGGUGGCUUUAUAAGAGGCGGAGGAAUGCCGCUUGGGGGCGGUGAGGCUGUGAAGGCUUUUGUGGAGGGCGUGAAGAAGACGGUUGAGAAGGAGGACGAUGAGGAUGAGAUGGAUACGAAUUGA
Didymosphaeria variabile is the source of this 1182-nucleotide messenger RNA. RefSeq lists its product as uncharacterized. The transcript has 4 exons. Lineage: Eukaryota; Fungi; Ascomycota; Dothideomycetes; Pleosporales; Didymosphaeriaceae. Gene Ontology annotation, cellular component: proteasome regulatory particle, lid subcomplex; cytoplasm; nucleus. The record is from RefSeq and is a predicted model, not a curated record. The coding region runs from base 1 to 1182 and encodes 393 amino acids. Gene Ontology annotation, molecular function: endopeptidase activator activity; ubiquitin binding; proteasome binding. Gene Ontology annotation, biological process: ubiquitin-dependent protein catabolic process.